AUAAUAUUGCCACUAUGAGCAGGUCCUUCCUUCUCACAUGUUGUGAGGUAGAUUUUUAAGUUGUAAACAUCUCUUUAUCCACUGUUCAGGGUUGACCUUAAAAAUUACGUCGAGAUGCCAGUAGGAAAUGGAAGACUAUUAGGAAAUCGAUCGAAACCAUCAGCAGAAGGUGUACGAUGUCAGAAAUGUCUAGAGAUGGGGCAUUGGACCUACGAAUGCACAGGCAAAAGAAAAUAUGUUCAUCGUGAAUCAAGGACUUGUAUGCUUAAUAAGCAACUAAAACAAGAAGAGCAGGGACAGCAGAUGGAGUAUUUAAAAACAAUGAUAGCCAUGAAAAAGAAAAGGCAGAAGUUGGAAAAACGAAGUAAUUCUCAUGAUUCGGACUCCUCUAGUAGUUCCAGUUCAUCAUCAUCAUCAUCAUCAUCGUCAUCUUCCACUUCCUCAUCUUCUUCAUCCACGUCGGAUUCUUCAUCGUCAUCAACAGAUACAGAUUCUGAUUCAGAAUCAGACUCUUCUAGUUUGUCUGACACCUCUUCUGACUCCUCACUUUCAUCCUCGAGUAAAAAAAAGAAGGGAAAAAAGAGCCAGAAGAGGGUUUAAUGAUGUAUGUAUAGAUGGAAUUUUACAUGCUGUAUGUAUUGUACGGGGUAAUUUAGUUCACAGUACUGUAUUCAGGAUUACUCAGGAUGUGAUAUAUUGUGAUAAACAGUACACUUUAAACAUUUUGGGAACUAGGUUGUGUACCUCAAUGUUUUCUUGAGUAUUGAAUUUAGUACUGUACAUUGUAGUGUAGUGUGUAUAUUGCAUAGAGCAUUUGCAUUGCAAAUUUUCCAAGUUUUUAUUGACAGUGAACAUUAAGAAUUUUUGGAACAUGACCAAUUGUGAAAAAUAUUUCAACCUAACUGGAAUUGAAUUUAUGUAAUUUCACUCUGCCUCUGUAAAAUUCUUGAGCAGACAAUGUUUUCACAUACAUGUACAUGGGUCACUUAUUUAUAUUGAACAUGAUCCAUUCAAGCUCAUUUAUUUUACAAAGCUAUGGUUUUUAUGAAAGAAACCUUAGUACAAUGUACCUGGAUUUUUAUAUCGUAGGAUAUUAGUAGCAGCAAUUGUUCCAUUUUUACGUACAUAGUGAGCAAAAGUUCAGUUAGAUUGUUUUACUCACGAAUUUAAACUAGUGUAGGUGACACAGUUAAUACUAGUUUACAGGAACAAGGAAGCUUAAAUUUUUUUCCCAAAAAUAAUAUGCAUUAAUGCCCAGUGUGGGAACUACCGGUAGUUAUAAUGUACCUACUAAAAGGUACUUUUAACAUUUGUUAAAAUCCCUUCUUCCCUCAUUCUGUAGUUUUCAUGGUUCAGCUGUUAUCCAAGCAGUGUCAGAAGUCUUUUGCAACACUGAAAAUAAAUGUAAAAAUCUGUUAUAUGUGUUAUAGUCAGUCAGUUUUCUCUCAUGAAAUGAGUGCAAUAUGCUUAUUUGAAUUCAUAAAUGCAUUUUCAUUAGUGAACUGCCUUUGUAGAGAGUUUGGCAUAACAUAAAACUGUGAAUAUGCUUCACACGCCAUGUCCAUCUCUCUUUCUGAAAUCAAAUAAAAUUUAAUCAGUAGAGAAGGAGUAAGAAAGAGUAGUUAUGGAAGUAAUUGUCUUGGCAAUUUGAUAACAUGAUGAUGGUAUUAUGCAUCCUCAUUCAACUGAUCUAAAUUCUUUAAAAAUACAAUUUGCUUUUGAAAAAUAAUUUGCUCCAUCACAAGCUUAUUAAUUUAUCAAUUUUUAAACAUAAUUUCAAACAUCUACUACAUUUUAGUUAACCCAAGUUCUUAUGGAAUAUCUUGAAUAAGUGCACAGUGUCUUCAUCUCUUCUGUGAAUAAUGUUACCUGUUUGAAUGCAAAAUGGACUGUGGUAUGUAUUUCCAUCUUGAACUUUGUUGAACAAACUUGUGCAGUGGAGAAAGAUCAGUGACUGGUCUUCAUCCUCCUGUCACUUUCUUUACCAAAUAAGAGGCAACUGUAGAAGUCUGAAGCACAGUGGCUACAACUUAAAACUAGACCUAGUGAAAUAAAACAAAUAUACAGCAAAAAAAAAAAAAAAAAAAGUGCCUUGGUUUCUUUGGCGCAAUUGAGUUUUCUGCCCGGUGGGACCCAGCCCAUAAAAACUCCUAGCCGCGUUUCACCGAAACAUGGCCACUGUCCGUUGGUGGUCUAUGUUUUUGGUAUCUACAGUGCUGCCUGUAUGAUUAUGGCUAACUUUAACCUUAAAGAAAAUAAAUACUACUGAGGCUAGAGGGCUGGAAUUUGGUAUGCUUGAUGAUUGGAGGGUGGACGUUCAACGUACCAAUUUGCAGCUCUUUAGCCUCAGUAGAUUUUAAGAUCUGAAGGGAGACAAAGCUGGCACAAUAGUUUUCUUUUACAGAAAACUACAAGGCUUUUUGGAAUAUGACUGCUCAGUUUUCCAUUAAUAUAUGUAUAUGCAGUGUUGGAAAAACCUUUAAAUGAAAUUUUGCUAGAAUCUUCAACAUUUUCAGUUCUUCUAAUUACAUUCUUAAGGAGUAUGCCAUAUAAUGGAUAAGAUUAAUACAUAUAUUAACCUGUUAAGUGUCCGCUCCGGAUGAGCUCACUGCUAACGUACCGUCACGCUUUUUUUUGUAAUCAGCGAUCAUAGCACUGAUGAUAGUUUUUCAAAGUUAAUAUUGAUUUUUAUUCUUAUUAUUCAUACUGUAGUUAAGUGUAGGAAAUUAUUAAAUGUUGGAGUAAAAAAAAAUUAAAGUAAAGGGAUCUCUCUCUCUCUCUUGGAGUCCAGUCACUCGGCAAAGAAAAGUCAUUUUCACUCCCGCUAUUGGAAGAAAAGUUUGUAUCCUCAUCACUGGAGGAUUCAGAACCAGAGCUCUCAUCAUCAAAUAGGUUAUCAAUAUCAGACUCCUCAUCUAGUAUUUGACUGAUCUCACCUGAAGAAAUACGCUUCCUCUUUGGGACAUUCAUUAUGAAAGACGCGAUAACAUAUUUGUCUCGAUAAACGCCCGAAGCGCACUGAAAGAAAACCAGUAGAGAGACGCAGUUUUCUAGCAUAAGCGACCACCAGGAAAGAGUUGCCAGGCUGGAAAUAAGUUUCCCGUGUGCUGAGUAUGUUACCAAAUGAUGUUCCUACACUUUCUAUACGAGUAAACGUAUUAUUACGGGGCUGACGGCUUGAUAAGCACAGUUAAAGUCUUGAACGUAAUAUCCCGUUGAAGGCGCUACCGAGUAGAUCGUGGUAAACGUAUUAUUACGUGGGUGACGCUUAACAGGUUAAAGGCCACCAGACAACCCAGUGAGUUCAGAAUAUUAACAGUGGUUUUGUGAAACUAUUUAUUAGUAAUAAUUUAUUGCAAUAAGAGGCAAAUUGGUGAUGGUUAGAGGGGGAUUAUAAGAUUAGUGUGCAUAAUUCCAUACAAGGCUUCUCCAACUAUAGCCGGGGCAUAGAUCCUGAGGCCAGCUAUCUCCUGGUUGAGUUUAACCAUGUCAGCAUCCAUAACUGGCCUAAAUACCAGGGAUCCAAGAACUUUGAUUCAACAUUUUGAUAAAAUGUUCCACAAGAGAAAUUAGUCCCAUACUUGUUUCCAAACAAAGCCCCUCCAACUUCAGUUGUGCAGUGGAUGCGCUGUUGCUACUCGAUAACUUUCCUAUUCCAACAUUAAAAGUAAACUGGUAGUUCUUAAUGGCAAACAAAUUAUUCAGUCUCUUAUGAGAAAGAUUUACAACCUUCAUGUCUAGUGGUGAUUCUCCAAAUACUCACCCUGGGGGUGGUAAAUGUGUAAGAUAUUUAAACUAGACUGUAGUAGAUCUCAAGAUAUGAGGAAAUUGAUAUGAGAGGAGAAAGACUUAUGCACAAAUAUCCCAGAGUAGGGAGUCGGACUUUCUAAGUUCAGCAACUUGUCCUCUUCUAACAAUAAGACAAGUGUCGAUAUAGGCUUCAUGUUAGACCAUUCAACUACAGUGGCUUACUUAGGGCCGAUGUGAUCUGCAGUGAGUUAUGUGGUGUUUGAUACUGCAGGGAAGAUGAGAAAAGGUCUUCCAUGUAUUGGACUCCAGAAAACUAUCUUUAUAGGGUCGGAAACAUUGCUAGUUACAAGAAUUUUUUUUUAAAUCAGGUACAUAUUGAUCAUGAGUUCAGAGAUAAAGACCUGUUAUAUCACAGAGGUCUACAAUAGAACUAUGUUAAGUGGAAUAAUAACAAAGAGUUAGUAAGAUCAAUAGUAUACUGUCCUGUAUUAAAUGUCCUGGGUAAAUGAUUGACUCCAUUAAUGUAGGAAUGCUGAAGGAGGUUUACUGUAAAAAGAACAAGAGAAAGUGUAUUGUACAUUUUUUAUCAAAAGAUUGUCCUACUGACUUGGAUGUAGGGAUUGGUUCAAGUAUAAUUAUUUUUUCUUUCAUUCUUCUUGGAAUUAUAUGUAUUUUAUAACAGAAA
This is a messenger RNA of Macrobrachium nipponense, 4435 nucleotides long. RefSeq names its product zinc finger CCHC domain-containing protein 10-like. The record is from RefSeq and is a predicted model, not a curated record. The coding region runs from base 115 to 600 and encodes 161 amino acids. The transcript has 3 exons. Gene Ontology annotation, molecular function: zinc ion binding; nucleic acid binding. Lineage: Eukaryota; Metazoa; Arthropoda; Malacostraca; Decapoda; Palaemonidae.